UGAUGGUUGGAGAAUUUAUGGUGGUUUGGUGGUUUGUAGUGUGAGAGUAGAUUGGAAUUCAGAGAGGCAAGAGGAGGAUUUUGUUGUUAGUUGAGGGAAGGUGUUUUGGGAGGCAUAGGAGGGCUAGGAAGGGGCAGGGUUGGUGGGUGGACUUGUUGUUGGCUAGCGAAGGGGGGCUUUAAGUUAGCGUGAGUUGAGGGUGUGAUACCAAUCAGCAGAAUGUCUCGACUCAGACGGAAAGUUUUACCAAUGAGUAAGACUUCCAGGAAGGACAGCUGUCUGGAAUGGAUUAGGAAUAUUCAAAAAAGAAAAUCUUCCAUAAUCACCACCUGGGUUACUCCAGCACCCUUGGUGCUGGAGGAGGAAUUCAACCAGGAAAUACGGAACAGAGAGCUGUGCUUCCAGCUCAUUCUCAGUGAGCUCCAAGGAUUCCGAGCCCAAGGCAAUCUAGUGGCCUUUGCGAGGAAUCUGACAUUGGUCCAGCUGAGGGAACUCAUCCAGAGAGUCCUGGCUGACUUGAAGAGCUCCAGCUUGGCCAGGGUGAAAAAUGCAGUCCGGCUUCUGGCCGUCCUGCUGCAGGUGCCCAGAGCCAUAGACAAUCAGGUGGCUGACUUUGUGAGGAGCGUGUAUGAACAAUUUAACUCCUCCAGCACCCUGGCUGGGAAGGCCCUCCUCCAGGAAGCCCUGGUCCUGCUCGCCUGUCACCACACUCAGGAUGCAGUGCAGGUCUUCCUCGGUUAUUCGCUACCCCUGGAUGGGCAGGUCCUUGACAUAUGGAAAGCCAUGGGAGCGGAUCCUACCAUCGCCUACCGUGUGCUGCAGGAGCUCCUCUGUAAUAUGCUGGAACGACCAGUGCCAGGGAACAGAGGCUCCACCGACAACCGGAGGUCCAUCGCGGCUGUGAACACACUGUAUGAGCUGCUCUUCUCGUGGGAGUAUUCGGGGGCCAUUGUCCAACUCUUCCCCCAGCUCUUCCUGGCCUUCGUCAUCCAGAUCCAGUAUGUCCUGGAACUGGGCCUGGCAGGGGAGUGGGAGCCGGAGGGUGUGGAGCCCACCGUGCCCUCCACCCUCAGCCCCUGGAGGACGGCCCUAGAGGCCCUGAAGGGGCUUCUGUCCAGCAUGGGAUGUUGGCGGAGCUUCACGUCCAUGGAGCUGCAGGAUGGCUGGCAAUUCUUCUCAUGCCUGGAAAUCUUCCAGGAGGGCGUGGCCCUGUUGGCCAGGACCCUGGUCCAGAGCAGGUGUCUGAUGGUGGCUGAUCUCCUGCGUACUGUGUCCCGUUCCCUGCUGGGGAAGGGCCCGCAGGGCCGGAGUGUGGCCAUGGGGCUGCUGGCCGAGGACGGCCUGGGAGACCCCGACCCCGUGGUACAGGUCAUCAGCCUGCAGACUCUCACCAGUCUGCCCCUCAACCCUGACAAGAAGCCACUUUUUCUGGGUCAGCUCCCGUCCAUCCUGAAGGGCUUCUAUCGGGAGGAUGAGGUGGGGAUCCUAGCGGCCAUGAACACGGCGAUCCUCACCACCCAGAGUCUGGGCUCUCAGGGACUCAGCCACCUCAGUGAGGACAUUGUGCUCAUGCUGGGCCCGUUCUUUGACGACGAGAGACCCCGAGUGCGGGCCGCAGCCCUAGAGCUGCUAGGAGCCGUGGCCGACGGCUGGGUGUGGGAGGAGGAAGCCAGCUUGCAACAGGAGCUGAUCCGCUGCCUCCUCCCGGUCCUCGUCCACACCAAGGAUGAGGACCCUGCCGUCCAGAAAAAAGCCAGAUACUCAUUCUUCCGGCUUGCCCAGAGCUUGGAGUGGAAAUACAUGCACCUCGUGGGGUGGAAACUGAUUGGAAAGGAGAAAGAACGUACGACAUAUACCCCCAUCUGGUGGGCCAUGAUGGAGAGCUUUGAAAGGUGUUGCCCGAUUUUCCUCUCCCAGGCUCUGGGCUAUAUCAACAGCCCUCAGCCGGAGGUGCGAUGGGCGGCUGUGUUGUUCCUUGGAUACACCAUCGCUAUAAACCUGGGCAAGCCAUGGCUCUCCAAAGAGGAGCUGGACUUUCUCACCCAGAAAUUUGAAACUUUACAGAACGACCCUCUGGCCAAGAUCCGUAGAUUCGUCAGGUCCUGCCACUUCAACAGAAAGAAUAACGAGGAACAGGGCCAGCCCUGAGGGCUCCCAACCUGAGGGAGGGGUUGAAGCUGAUGAGGAUGAAGCAGCAUCAGGAAGGUCCUCAGUGUCCCAGGCCCGGAACAGCAGGAGCUGCUGGAAGCCGUGCCAUCAGGCCGGGGGCCUGGAAGAGCAGAGAGGAUGCGCUGACCCCGAGCAGCCGGGUGCCGGGACCGGCAAGGAGGCUCAGGAGGCCUGCCUCCUCUCCGACAGCCCCCAUUCCCUGGACUAGUUGCCCCCGGGAACAAAGAACGGGCUAUGAGUGAACUCUAAUCCUAGGGCUCUGGGACAGUGGCCA
Molecule: messenger RNA, 2443 nt
Organism: Tachyglossus aculeatus (Australian echidna)
Lineage: Eukaryota; Metazoa; Chordata; Mammalia; Monotremata; Tachyglossidae
Product: maestro heat-like repeat family member 5
Exons: 16
Coding region: 220-2148 (642 amino acids)
Cellular component (GO): cytoplasm
Source: RefSeq, a predicted model, not a curated record